Messenger RNA from Pyrus x bretschneideri (Chinese white pear), 873 nucleotides. RefSeq lists its product as uncharacterized. The transcript has 2 exons. The record is from RefSeq and is a predicted model, not a curated record. The coding region runs from base 1 to 873 and encodes 290 amino acids. NCBI's taxonomy places the organism in Eukaryota, Viridiplantae, Streptophyta, Magnoliopsida, Rosales, Rosaceae.
AUGCCAAGGGGUUAUCAGCCUCCUAAAUUUAUGCAAUUUGAUGGAAAAGGCAAUCCUAAACAACAUAUUGCCCAUUUCAGUGAAACCCACAACAACGCUGAGACGGAAGGAGGCUACCUAGUUCAGCAGUUCGUACGCUCACUUAAGGGUAACGCCUAUGGCUGGUACACCGACCUCGAGCCAGAGUCUAUUAACAGCUGGGACCAACUUGAAAGGGAAUUCCUCAACCGCUUCUGUAGCGCCCACCACACCAUAAGCAUGUUGGAACUGACAAGUAUAAAGCAGUGGAAGGAUGAACCUGUCGUCAACUACAUUAACAUAUGGCGUUCAUUAAGUCUGGAUUGCAAAGAUUGGCUUUCUAAAACCUUCACCAUUGAGAUGUGUGUUCAAAGCAUGCACUGGAGGUUACAUUACAUCCAUCAAGGCAUAAAAUCUAGAACGUUUGAGAAGUUGGCAACUCGAUCCCACAACAUAGAGCUGAAUAUCGCCAAUUAUGGGAAAAUGAGCCAAUCACCGACUUCAAGAAGGACAAGGUACAAAAACACCUUGAGGGAACUGGAGCAAAAGACGUACCCUUUUCCUGACUCUGACGUGACUGCAAUGUUAGAUGACUUGCUGGAAAAGAAGAUGAUCAAGCUACCCAAGUGCAAGUGCCCCGAAAAGAUGAAUCACGUUAACGAUCAUAGGUACUGCAAAUAUCAUCGUAUUGUGAGUCAUCAUGUUGGCAAAUGCUUCGUUUUCAAGGAGCUGGCACAACAAGGGCGAAUUAAACUUGACCUGGAAGACAUGGUUGCAACACAUACUACUACGACUACGUUUAGAUCCUUCGAUCCUGUGCCUCUCCAAGUAACGUCUGACCACUCCCGUUCAUGA